Papaver somniferum (opium poppy) is the source of this 1075-nucleotide messenger RNA. RefSeq lists its product as uncharacterized. NCBI's taxonomy places the organism in Eukaryota, Viridiplantae, Streptophyta, Magnoliopsida, Ranunculales, Papaveraceae. The transcript has 4 exons. The record is from RefSeq and is a predicted model, not a curated record. The coding region runs from base 478 to 798 and encodes 106 amino acids.
UUGACUAGACAAUACUGGGGUGAUGAUAUCAGAGUCAUUGUUCAUAUGUCUGCAGAUCGCUCUUCUACAAUCGAGAGAAGCGGUGAUGUGUUGGAUGAUCAGAAUCAUGACAAAUACAAGGAUAGUGUUGGUGAUCCACAGUCCAGCAUUCGCUUAGUUGUAACUGGUACGAAUUUUCUCGGGACUACUUUGGAGUACGGUGUCAUUGCUUAUCCAGAUGACUUCUCCAUAGACAGUUUCUGUAUCAAGUAUGCAAAUGCUCCGGAUGAAGAAAAUAUAUAUUACAGAGGACCUGACUAUGCGUAAGUACUAGCUAUAAUUAUUCGUUGCCAGCUUUGAAAUUGUAUAUUACAUCGAUAUCUGUCAACUGUUGCUUUCGCUAUAUCUUACAUUAUUGGUUUCUUAUCAUGCAUCUUUUAUUCUUCUUCAAGGAAGUUGGAUAAGAACUUGCAGAAAGAAUUCCACAGACGCUUGAAGAUGAUAGGGAUCAUACCCAGCACCACCAACUUCUUACAUGAGUACAUGGCUAACAGAGACAUGUGCUCAUCAGAUUCUUCCAAUCCUUCUCCACCUACUAUUAAUCAACCUACUCCUGAACCCAUAGGAACAACGUUGUUUAAUGAUGAAGGAAUUCCUGUCGACCCUGGCAUCGAGGUAUAUAGACAAAGAGGACAUCCACUUGUCAGUGCUGAGGAUAUCCGCAAUAGUGGAAAGAAUCACAAAGACUUCAUUUGGAUUCCGUAUCCAUAUACUCGGAAUGGCAGGGAGUCUAGCAGCAAGCUGAGCUACCACACAUAAGAAUACUCUAUAAGGAAUAAAUUUGUAUCAUGAUUUGAAACAUAUGGAAGAUGUGCCUGAUUAUGUAGAGGCUUGGGAAGAACUUGGUGUUUCCCUAAAAGCACACAAUGAUGAGAUGAAUAAAAUAAAGUAUCCUAAUGGACCGCCGGAUGUUGUUGAACUGAGUGAUUCAGAUCUUGAACAUUAUCAAGUAUGGCAUAUGUAAAUUUGAGAUAGUUUGCUCGCCAUUUCUACAUUUUCGUUCUUUCCCUUUCUUAUUUUACUGACUCAUGAUCAU